Rotaria sordida is the source of this 5301-nucleotide messenger RNA. NCBI's taxonomy places the organism in Eukaryota, Metazoa, Rotifera, Eurotatoria, Philodinida, Philodinidae. The record is from the annotation of a GenBank genome assembly.
AUGGCUUCAUCUCCUGGUUUAAAUUUUCUUAUUGCUAAAUAUCUUCGUGGAUUACCAAAUUCAAAUGUUGCUAAUGAUUUUAUACAAACACUUGAACAAAAUAAUCUUUUGCCGUCUACACGCAAUUGGAAUGGCGUUGAACGUCAAAUAUCCUUUUCCGAAUUAGAACAACAAUAUUCCUAUAUUCCUGAUGAUCAUUUAUUUCGUUUAUUAGAAAAUGUUAUGUCCUAUGUUGAACAAGGUAUUGGAAAACGUUUUGGUUCACUAUCAACAUUUCUUCUUCAAAUGGAUCCAACUUGUUUUCUUGAAAAUAAACAAAAAAAAUCAUAUAAUCGUAAAUAUAAUAUGUUUACAACAGCAUAUCAUCCAUGUAAAUAUUUAUCAAAUCCAACAAAUCGUAAUAUACAAAUAAUUUUACGUGAACGAGAAUAUUUUGGUCGAACAUUAUCUGUUAAACAAUUACCAUCGAGUGAUUUAUAUCAACGAAUGAAUAUGAGAUUGAAAGUUAUUGCACAUAAAGCAUCAAUUUAUUGUAUUGCUUUUGAUCGUACAGGAACUUAUGCAUUAUCAGGUGCUGAUGAUUUUCUUCUUAAAAUGUGGCAUGUACAUACAGGUCGUUUAUUAGCAACAUUUCGUGGUCAUUCAAAAGAAAUUUGUGAUAUUGAUAUUAAUUUUGAAAAUACACUUGUUGCUAGUGCAAGUCUUGAUAAAAAAGUACGAGUUUGGAAUUUAAAAACAACUAAAAUGGAAUGUGUUUUACAUGGACAUCAAAGUGGAAUUAAUGCAACAAAAUUUUCACCAUUUUGUAAAACAGAUGAUCGAUGGUUAGCAUCAGUUGGACAUGAUGGAAGUAUUUGUUUUUGGAAAUAUCGUAUUGGAACAACGGAUUUCGAACCUCGACCAAUCAAAUUUGUUGAAAAAAGUCGUGCUGGAGCACAAAUGCUUUGUUUAUCAUUUAGUCCAGGUGGUUAUUUUGUAGCUGCUGGUAGUAGUGAUUCUGUUAUUCGAGUUUAUUCAUUUCAUACUUAUUCACCGUUAAAAAUUUGUGAACUUGAUCGACAUACAAGUGUUGUUGAAACAAUAUGUUAUUCACAUUUAACUAAUUCAUUUAUUUCUGGUAGUAAAGAUGGUACAGCUCGUAUUUGGCGUUAUGAACAACAAUCAUGGAGAGCUAUUGUUCUUAAUUAUUAUGAUGAUGUAGAAAAAAAUAAUGAUUCAAAUAAUCAUUCAACAAGCAUAAGUAAUAAAGUAAUACCUGUAACAAUUGUUUCAUGGUCAUGUACUGAUCGACAUGUUGCUACUGCAUAUGAGAAUGGUCUUAUUAAAGUUUGGGAACCAAAUCAAGGAACAUUACUUAAUGAACUUAAAAAACAUGAAAAAACCGUUUUUGUACUUGAAUGUCAUCCAACAAAUGAACGUCUAUUAUGUUCUGCAGGACAUGAUGGACUAUUAGUUAUUUGGGAUAUGAUGGAUGGUCGAGUCAUCAAAUCUUUUCUUAACGAUCAAUAUAUUGAUAUUCCAUGUUCAAUACCAUAUUCUGAAGCAAAAUGGUCUCCUCAUUGUGAUGUUAUAUGUACAACAGAUCUUUGUGGUCAAAUAUGUUUUUUUGGUCUUGGUACUGAUACAAGAUAUAAUCAAACUCAAAUUGAACAAUUUUUUCAUAAUGAUUUACGUCCAUUAAUUCGUGAUAGUAAUGAUAAUGUACUUGAUGAACAACAACAAAUUCCACCACAUUUAUUACCACCACCAUAUCUUAUUGAUGAUCAUGGUCAUGCUUAUUCAUAUGAUAUACAAAAACAUGUACCAGGAAGAGAAAAUUAUUCACAAAAUGAUAAUACAGCUACGGUUGUUAAUCAUGAAUAUUUAGAAGAUCUUAUUAUUGCUGAACCAAUGACAACUCCAGCAAUGACAAGUACAUUUAUGGCAAGAAAAUUUGAAACAAUUGAUAUAUCAACAUUUAGAUUAAAUAUCGAGAAAAAACAAACAUUUGUUUAUCAUAGAAAUUUAAUACCAUCAUUGAAUGAAUCUGAACUAGAAUAUAGCGAAAGUAUUCGAGAUGCUAGAUAUGAUGAUGAACGAAUUACUUAUGAAAGAGAAUAUUUGAAAAAAGCUGAUCAUAGAGAUUUGUAUGAUUCAUCACCAAUAAAAAAACGUACAACACGUAAUGUUGUUAAAAUGCGUCAAGAAGAACUUCUUAAAAAAGUUCCACAUAAUGUUGAAGUUGCAAUUAAUCGUUUAACAACUCGAGCAUUAUAUGAUUCUGAUAAAGAAGAUAAAACUGAUCUAUCCGAUGAUCAAUAUUCACCAAAUGCAACUGUACCAGUUGGUGAUAGUGAAAUGAGUGGUGGUGGUGAUGAUGAUAGUGUAUCAACAGAUGAAGAUCUUGUUGUUACAACAACAACACGAACAACUGGUAUAGUAACACGUACAGGACAACAAAGACGUGUACAAAGACAUCGAAAUUUAUCACCAGAUGAAGAUGAUGAUGAUAAUGAUAAACAUGAACAUGAAAAUCGUCAAGUACAAGAAGCUAAAACACAACAUCGUCGACGAAAUAAAUUAAAACGUUUAAAAAAACGACGUGAACAAGUUAAAACAAAAAAAGAAGAAUUUGAAAAUAAACAUGAACUUGAAUUAAAUUAUUCACCAGAUUUUAAACCACCAGAUUGGUUAACACGUACAAUGGCAAAAUGUUCACCAUAUAUACCACAAAUUGGUGAUAUUGUUAUGUAUUUUAUACAAGGUCAUGAAUUAUAUAUUAAUGAAGUUAAAGAUAAAAAAAUGUAUGAAAUUGAUGAAAAAACUUUACCAUGGAAUAAAUGUGAAUCACUUGAUGCUGUUGAAUGUGCUACAGUAAUUGGUGUAUCUAUAAGUUUUUCUGAUAAACAACCACCGCGUGUUAUUAAUGUUCGACUUCAAUUAUUAAAUCCUGAUACACUGGAAGCUACAUCACGAAGAAUAAGUGUUAAAUUUCAUGAUGUUGAUGGUAUUGCUGAUUUUAUUAUUUUAAAACAACAUUAUGUUCAAGCUUUACAACGAGAAUGGAAAACUGGUGAUCAUUUUCGAUGUUUUAUUGAUGAUACUUGGUGGCCAGGAACAAUUGUUAAACGUGAAGCAUUUGAUAUUCGUCAUGAAAAUAGUCCUUUUCAAUGUUAUAUUAUUCGAUGGGAUAAUGGUGAAAAUGAAGAAAGACUGAGUCCAUGGGAUAUUUUCGAAUGUGAAGAUUCGCCUUGUGAAUCAAAUGAAUCAAAUCUAAUGAAAAUGCCAUCUUAUCAACCAGCAACAGAUGAAUGGCCAUUACACGGUGUUGAUAAUGAACGUGAGCGUUUAUUAAAAGGAAUUGAUACACUCAUGCAAAUGGAUGUAACUGAACAAUUUCGAGCACCGGUUCAACUUGCUUGGUAUCCAGUUGUUAUUGCUUAUCCAAUUGAUCUUGGUACAAUUCGAGAACGUAUAUUCAAUGGUUAUUAUCGUCGAUCAAAUGCACUUAAAUGGGAUGUAAAAAAAAUGGAAGAAAAUGCAAAAAAUUUCAAUGAAAAAGGAAGUCAAAUAAUCGAACAAGUUAAAAUUGUCACCAAAGUUUUACUUAAAUAUAUCGAUGAUUAUAAUUGUAAUGAUAUAAAUCUAAUCUAUCAACGUGCAUUACAUUCAGAACAAAUUUCAUUACCUAUUUCAUCAUCAUGGAAUGAAGAAUGGCUUGAUGAUUGUCAAACAAUACUUAAUGAUAUAUUAUCUCAAUCGGGAAGUGAUUUAUUACGUCAUCCAAUUGAUGAAAAUGAAUAUCCCGAUUAUGAAAGAAUAAUAAAAACACCUAUUUGUUUUGAUGAUAUACAAGCAAAACUUAAUCAAACACCUUGUGGAUAUAAACAUUCAAGAGAAUUUAUUGCUGAUUGUCAUUUAAUAUUUCAAAAUGCAUUAACAUAUGCUGAUCCCGAGAUGAUUAAUGUUGUGAGACAUUUGGGACCAUGGUUUGAUCAACGUGUUGCUAUAUUCGAUCGUCGACAACGUCGAUCGAAUCAUCAAUAUACUACCGAAAUGACAACUCGACGACGAGAUUUACAAAAUUCAUCAACGGAUGAAAAUAAUGUUUAUACAACAGGUGAUGCACCACUAGCAGCAGCAACAACAACAACAACAACAACAACAACAACGACAACAAGCUCAAGUAGUCGACAAAAUCGACGAACACAAUUUUCUCCAACAACUUUAACAACUGAUCGUCGUCAUUCUCAUUUUAAUCGUUUAUCAUCAUUAAAUAAUCAUUCAGUAAUAUCACAACAACAAAAUUCUGAUGAUGAUGAUAUGGAUGAUAAUGAAUCAGUAUCAACACAAAGUACUCAACCUAUAUCGUUAACAUCAUUUAUUCAUACAACAACAACAACAACAACAAAUGAUCAUAAUACCGGUGCAAAUUUAUCAUUACGUCAAACACGACAACGUAUGACUACGAAUGAAAAUAAUAGUACAUGGCAAACACGAACACGAUAUAGUACAAGAUCAACAGCUUCAAAUAGAAAUCAUAGUGAUGAUUAUGAUAGUCGUUCACAACAACAACAAAAUUUAUCAGCAUCUGAUGAUGAUAAUGAUAUAUCAUCGAAUAGUAAAAGAAAUCGUAUUGAACGUAGUGAUAGAAGAAUAACUUCAAUUAAUCGACCUAAUUAUAAAAUUGACAGUGAUGAACAUGAAGAUGAAGAUGAUGAUGAUGAUGAUGAUGAUAAUAAUAAUCAACAAAAAACAACUAAAACAAAUAUAACGAAUGAUAAUCAAGAAGAUAUCGAACAAACGAAAAAAGAUAAUGAUAAAUCGAAAGAGAAAACUGAUGAUGAAGAUUAUGAACCACCAAUAUAUCGUGAUGAUGAAGAUGAAGAUGAAGAUCAUAAUGAUUUAAUAUCUCCACGUCAAAAAGAUGAUGAUGAUUCCGAUUCGGAUUAUCAAUUGGAUGGGCCAAGUCAACAUCGUCGUACAAAUAUAAAUGGUAAUCGAGUACGUAAAUUACGUAGUACAACAAAUCGUCCAUCACCACCAUUACCAAAUCAAAAUAAUAAACGAAAACGCUCAACUAUUCGUACACGUUCAUCGUCCGAAACUGAUUCGACAGAUUUACAUGUAAAUAUAACAUAUAAAACUCGAACUCGUACACGACGACGUGUAACAGUAAAUCGAAAAUCUUCAUUUGCUGAAGAUUUUUCUGAUGAAGAACAUGAUGAAGAAGAUGAAAAUCGUCGACGACCACGUACUACUCAACCAACACGAGUAUCAAAACGUGGUCGUGUACUUAAACAACGUUUAUUAAGUGAAUAA